Molecule: messenger RNA, 565 nt
Organism: Caenorhabditis sp. 36 PRJEB53466
Lineage: Eukaryota; Metazoa; Nematoda; Chromadorea; Rhabditida; Rhabditidae
Source: the annotation of a GenBank genome assembly
AUGACUGGCAUCAGAUCAUUCACAACUCUCCUCUUAUUCGCUUUUAUUGCAAAAUCAUGUGAGUCUAAUUGAGACUUUAAAAAUUCCAUCUGAAAUGGGACAACUUCAGAUGCUGAUUGCUAUUUCGCUUUUCUUGAACCGUCUGGAGGAUGUUCCUCCGAUUCUGACUGUGGAGGUUCUCCGUGUGUGAUGGAUGUAAAGUCGGGAAGUCAUGUGUGCUGUAAACCUAAAGCAGGAACCACUGCACCAAGUAAGACAAAAUACUGGAAAAACUGUGUUUAACUGACUGAAAAACAAUUGUGUUCCAGAAUGCCCUGGAGGUCUGACGUAUUCUGGAAUUCCCGUUCUUUGUGACCCAUCUGAUGGGGAUGAUGGUUGCCCAGCUGGUUACACUUGCAAUCCAAGCGCAACUGACUUCACAAAGGUGAGCCCUUCGAACUAUCCUUUAAUCCCUCCGAAAAACGUUGUCGCAUUUGUUCGAUGUGCAAAGGGCAAAAGCGACAUGCAUUAUUCUAUCUAAUUGCAGGAUUCUGCCUCGCCAAACUCGUUGUGUUGCAAGCUCUAA